AUGGCCAGGCAAACAGAAAAGCUGCGAGUCGUGAUUGUUGGAGCCGGCUUCUGUGGCUUGACAGCCGCAAUUGAAUGCCAACUCCGCGGCAUGCAUCCCAUUCUCGUUGAGGCAUAUGGCGGCGCCAGUUCUCACGGAGAUUUGCUGGACUUUGUGCCCAACGCCGGACGCGUCUUUGACUCCUGGGACAACGGGAGAAUUGGCGAGGCAUUGCUCGCCGCCGGCGUCAAUAGGGCAAAGACUCUGGACUUUUACAACCAGGACAAUGUGAUGCUGAGGAGCGAUCCGUGGCCCCAAGGCAUCGACCUCAAGGGCACAUUCGCCGGCCACAGGGGCGCCAUGCACGAAAUUGUUUACAACUACGCCAAUGAGCUCGGUAUUGAGAUGCACUUCAAUUCAAAAGUCGAGCAGUACGUGGAUUCGGACAGCGAACAUGGCGUCAUCAUUGCCGUAACCGGCAAGAAGAUUGUCGGCGACGUUGUGCUCGCGUGCGACGGCCCCAAGUCGUUGGCAAGGUCGCAGAUGCUCGGACUUCCCGAGAGCAGAGUAAACAGUGGCUAUGCGAUCUUCAGAGCCUUCUUUGAGCUCACGGAAGAUAUGCUGAAGGACCCGUUUAUGGCUGAGCUCACCAAGAAGGAUGAGGACACGACGAGAUUCUGGGUUGGCGAAGACAUGCACGGUUUCAUCUACACUUGGAACCAAGGCCGUGAUUGCGCCUGGGUUCUCACUCAUCUUGAUGAUGCGGAUAUCAAGGAGGGUUGGUCAUUCCCUGCCAAGAAGGAGGACGUGCGCUUUUAUCUGAAGAAGGCCAAGUUCCCUGAGGUUUGGAGCCGAGUGCUGGAGUUGACUCCCGAAGAAAGAAUGGUCGAUUACAAACUGGUUUGGAGAGACCCCCUCGCCACGUGGCUGUCACCUUCAAAGCACUGCGCUGUCAUGGGCGAUGCGGCUCAUUGUCACUUGCCCACCUCUGCCAACGGUGCUUGCCAAGCUGUUGAAGACGCGGCAACAAUGGCCAUUUGCUUAGAAAAGUCACAAGGCGACGUCCCUCUCGCUCUCCAAGUGUUUGAACGUAUUCGCUUCAACCGUUCCCACGUCAUCCACCAAGCCUCCAUUUCCACGCGCAACAUUUACCACAAGAACAACUGGACACCUGAGAUGGUUGAGAAGCACCCCGAUUCACUCGUCAUGCCUCUCCUAGACUGGGUCAUGGACUUCGAUUGCCAGAAGAAUGCAGAGGACAACUACGAAAGGUUGGCUGCCGAGGUCAAGUCUGGAAAGACUGGCACCAUCGAGGAGCUUUCCCUUCCGGCGGGCGGAAAUUAUGAUUGUAUGAACUUGAAGGAGGAGGAUAACAAAGCGGCAGCGUUGCAGAAGACGGUGGCGGCGUGA
Ilyonectria robusta is the source of this 1389-nucleotide messenger RNA. Its product is annotated as salicylate hydroxylase. Gene Ontology annotation, molecular function: FAD binding; monooxygenase activity. NCBI's taxonomy places the organism in Eukaryota, Fungi, Ascomycota, Sordariomycetes, Hypocreales, Nectriaceae. Gene Ontology annotation, biological process: secondary metabolite biosynthetic process. Bases 1 to 1389 code for a protein of 462 amino acids. The transcript is spliced from 4 exons. The record is from RefSeq and is a predicted model, not a curated record.